Drosophila grimshawi is the source of this 2985-nucleotide messenger RNA. Its product is annotated as arginine/serine-rich protein PNISR. The record is from RefSeq and is a predicted model, not a curated record. Lineage: Eukaryota; Metazoa; Arthropoda; Insecta; Diptera; Drosophilidae. The transcript has 9 exons. Gene Ontology annotation, molecular function: RNA binding. The coding region runs from base 249 to 2879 and encodes 876 amino acids. Gene Ontology annotation, cellular component: nuclear speck; presynaptic active zone.
AAUUUGGCGACUGUUAGUUUGUGUAUGAUUGUGUAUGUUAGUUGUUAGUUAGUUAGUGGAUGCACUUUGCUUUUGAAUUUGUGUGAUGAGUAACAGUUACCCGGGUAUCGUUCGUAUUUAAUUCGUAUGUUGCUGCUGCAAUGCGACUGUGUAUCUGAAUAGAGCAAGAAAAUGGCGUAGAUGUCGAAAAAUCGUUUUAGAAAAAUUGUGCAAAACUCCAGUGGAAAUUAUUAUAAAGUGCAGACGAAAUGUUUCCUGGUGGCAACACCAAUGCCAAUUUAGGCUACAACAAACACAAUCAAUAUAUGCAGCAACCGUCACAUUUUCUAGCCGCCCCAGUUCGCGGUCCGGGUCCAGUUCCCAGCCCAGCAAUCGGCAAUCCACUGGGUGCAGCAGCUGCAGCGACGGUCAUGCCACUGAACAUGCAGGGCAGCAUCGACUGGGCGCAGCUGGCACAGCAAUGGAUACACAUGCGCGACUCGUCAGCAGCGCCGCCAAUGGCUAAUUUUAGCAUGAAUAUGCCAAUUGCGCCUCCGCCGCCGAUCAUUAGCAACGCCCCAGAGUACCACCAACAUCAACACCAUCAGCAGCAGCAGCCGGCAGUGCGUCUGCAGCAGAUGAAAACAGCAUCACAAUACGAGGAGCACGGCGAGGCGGAAAUGGACAUGGAUAUAGAUGAAGAGGAGAAUGAAAAUAGUGUGCGUGCUCUGCAUCAUAUUGAGAGUCUGCCACCGCCUCCCAUUGUUACGCAAUCCCAAUGGAUGGCCGGCAGGGCCAAUGAUGUGCCCAUCACAGUGCCAUCCAGCGAUGCAAUCGGCUCUGGCACUCAGAAAUGGAAUGAUUGGUCGACGCGUAACAAUCCCACUUCGCAUAUUCCAUCGCUUUUAAAACUUAACGUUUGCAAUCCCAAUGAACCACCACAGAUGCCGCUGCAAACGCAUCAGCCGCCGCACAACAUCACCAGCGUUGGCGGUGGCGCCGCCGUCAGCUCAACCAGUGAUAUUGAUGCAAACAAGCGUAAAAUGUUGCCAGCAUGGAUUAGAGAGGGUUUGGAGAAAAUGGAGCGUGAGAAGCAGCGUCAGCUAGAGCGACAGCAACGCACAACGCCGGAACCCGAAUUGCCAGCGAUCAAUGUUAAGCAAGUAUCAAGCAAAACACUAACAACACCUGUUAAUCAAUUGAACAUGUCGAACGUGGCAAGCGACAGCGAAGAUUCAAUUGCCGCCAAUGAGGAGGCAACGCAUGCGCCCAACAUGGCUCAGCUAAUAGGUAAUGAUGUAUUGAGUAAACCCACUAACAGCGAUGACGAGCACGAGCACGUCCAGGACGAUGAUGAUGACGAGGAGGACGACAAACAGCAGCAGCACGCGCAGCAGCAGCAGCAAGAUUCAGUCAGUCGAGACAAUGUUGCAGCUGUUUCAGGGGCAAGCAAUGCCGAAACUGCAUUAAGUGGUAAAAACUACGAAGAAAGACUAGCCGAUUUGAUGCUUGUUGUGCGUCGCACACUAACCGAAAUACUGCUGGAAACGACAAACGAAGAGAUUGCAGCUAUUGCUACUGAAACACUCCAAGCGCAUCGCGCUAAAGCGUCAUCAGCCCAAGUGAUUCGCAAAAGCGCCUUGUCCUCCAUUACCGGCAACUUGGGUUUAGCUGUCUACGGCGAUUCCUCGAGCGAUAGCGAAAACGAUGAAGCUGCUGAUGGCGCUAACGAUGGCGCUCAACUCGAACGCAUCGAUGCAUCUUCCAAAGAUGACGAUGAUACUGCCGAGCUUAGCAUAGAUGAGCUUAAGGCACGCAUACGGAAAAGCAAACGUGCCUUUGAGAAAGUCAUUGAUGACAUCGAGGAGCGUGUAUCGCAACAGGAGCAAUUGGAUGAGCAAAAGCUACAGCAUCACCGUAAGCUGGAACUUGAGCAAGCCGAGGCUGCCAGGCAGUCCGCUCAGAGUGAUCAGCGGCACACAGAUACGCCAGCCGAUGAGACUGCAACAGCAACGACAGCAGCUUCUGCCAAUGACAAACUACAUCAAUUUAGUGUCAAACGUCUGAGUCGAAAGGAGCGUACAACGCGCUUCAGCGACAACAAGGACGGCAAGCCAGCUCCGAAUUAUGUGAGCCAAGUGGUGGCAGCUGCGACGGUGCCAAGCGGCAGCAUUAUGCCGCAGAAACCAAAGCCUGUCCCCAAUCCGGCCACCAAUUUGCUACAGAUGCCCGAAUCGAUGGCUAGCAUGCUGAAUGCGGCAAACAAGGCGCUCGACAAGGCAAACAAAACGUCCAAAAAGUCGAAGAGCCGUCGUCGUCAGUCCACCUCAUCCUCGUCUUCCAGCAGCGGUGAUAGCAGCAGUCGCAGCUCAAGCAGCGACACCAAUACCAGCUCCAACAGCUCCAAGUCCUCCCGCAAUAGCAAUGGGAGCAGCACUCGUAGCAGCGCUGCUGCCAAAAAACAAGGCAAGAGCAGCCACCGGCAGAGCAGAGGCAGCAGCGAUCACCGACAGCGAAGCGACUCUAGUCGCAAGGGUCGUCGCAAGGACCACCAUAGUAGCAGUCGCCAUAAUUAUAACCGUCAUCGAAGUAGUCACGAGAGUCGAGAACGCGAUCGUGAUCGAGAUCGGGAUCGGCAUACAAUUCACUAUAGCAGCCAGCAGCAGCAGCAUCGACGACGAGGUGGUCGCCAUCAGCGAGAUUCGAGCAACUCGGCAGAGGAGGAGGGUAGCAGCAGCUAUAGACGCGGCUCGCGGCACAGCAGCAGUCGCAGCCACCAGAGCAGCAGCUACAGCAAACAUCGAGAACGGACUCGAUCCCGAUCCAAUUCGCGAAGUACACACAACUCCCAAUCGUCCGUUUCCACAUCGCAUCCGCAGCCGCAUCGCAAGCGUAAAUAAAUAAAUAUGCAAUAAUUGAACAGUCUUCUGUUUAUGAUGAUACUCUUUAAUGAAGCUUAAAACAAUAUACAAAAAUUAUAAUAAACGUUUUAAUUGAUAUCUCCUA